GAAUGUAUCCAUUGCCAUCCUUUGUGUUGUGAGAAGGUGUUGGCGUUGGAUGAGGUUGCAUGGAGCAGCCAGUGUAGGAGGGCACUGGUGAGGAGGAUCAGUGAUGCUGAAGGGAGGCUAUAAUAUCCGAGAAUUCAAAUCAUUAUCACCAUCAUCUGAACUGGAGGAAAAGUGCUUUUCAAAGCUCUUCCGCACAGGCUCCUCCUUUCACCCUCCUGUAUCAAACUUGAAGAUUGGCGGUGCCUGCUGCUGCGCCUCCUUUUCUACUUAGUGAUUUCAGAUUUUAAAAUGCGGUUUAUCUUUAAUAUUGGACACAGCUGGGGCCACUGUCCAAGCCGAGAGGUUUUGUUGAAUGUUUGCUUUUCUCAAAGGGUGUAAUGGUCGUCAACAACACUCCCAAAACAAGAGCAGCAACACCUUUGGACUACCGCAUGGACUCGCUGGAACAUCCGAUGUUACAAUCUCAAAGCAAAGGAGGUCGAAGAAAAGGUCGAUUUAAAGGUUCAGAUGGCAGCACCUCCUCCGACACCACCACCAACAGCCUUGUCCGCCAGGGUUCGGCCGACUCCUACACCAGCCGUCCAUCAGACUCCGAUGUGUCCCUUGAGGAGGAUAAGGAGGCAGUGCGCAGAGAGGCAGAGCGACAGGCUCAGGCACAGCUCGACAAGGCCAAGACCAAACCAGUUGCAUUUGCUGUCCGCACAAAUGUCAACUACAGCCCGUGUCACGAUGACGAUGUCCCUGUGCCUGGCAUGGCCAUCUCCUUUGACACUAAAGACUUCCUCCAUGUCAAAGAGAAAUUCAACAACGACUGGUGGAUAGGACGCCUGGUGAAGGAAGGCUGUGAAAUUGGUUUCAUCCCAAGUCCAGUGAAGAUUGAAAACACUCGCAUCCUCCUGGAGCAGAGAGCCAAACAGGGCAAGUUCCACUCCAGUAAAUUGGGAGCAAACUCAUCUUCUAGUUUAGGUGAAGUGGUUCCUAACUCACGGAAAUCUACUCCUCCUUCGUCUGCCAUUGACAUAGAUGCCACAGACUUAGACCUCGAGGACAAUGAGCUUCCGGUCAGCCUGCGCUCCCCUAAAGCCAGUCCAAACACUGUCAUGUCACCCCUAGCAAAAGAGAAACGAAUGCCCUUCUUUAAGAAGACGGAACACAUUCCUCCGUACGACGUUGUGCCUUCUAUGCGGCCCGUGGUUCUCGUUGGACCAUCACUGAAGGGCUAUGAGGUGACAGACAUGAUGCAAAAAGCGCUGUUUGACUUUUUGAAACACAGAUUUGAGGGAAGAAUAUCAAUCACUCGCGUUACAGCGGACAUCUCUCUGGCCAAACGCUCAGUCCUGAACAAUCCCAGCAAGCACGCCAUCAUCGAGCGCUCCAACACGCGCUCCAACUUGGCUGAAGUCCAGAGUGAGAUUGAGCGGAUUUUCGAACUUGCCCGGACGUUACAGCUGGUGGUUCUGGACGCCGACACCAUCAACCACCCUUCACAGCUGGGGAAGACCUCCCUCGCCCCCAUCAUUGUCUACGUUAAGAUAACCUCUCCUAAGGUGCUCACGAGGCUCAUCAAGUCUAGAGGCAAGUCUCAGGCCAAACACCUCAAUGUCCAGAUGGUGGCUGCUGACAAGCUGGCUCAGUGCCCUCCUGAGAUGUUCGACAUCAUCCUAGAUGAGAACCAGCUGGAGGAUGCAUGUGAGCAUAUGGCGGAUUACCUGGAGGCGUACUGGAAGAGCACUCACCCCACAAGCUCCAACCCCCCCAACCCAAUGCUAACAAAGCUGCCCACAGCCGCCCUGCCCUCCAGCCCCGCCCCGGUAUCCGCCGUGCAGGGCAGCGGUGCAGAGCAGAAAGGUGAUAAAGCAUUGGUGGAGAGAAAGGGCUCCAGAGAGGAUCACCAGCACCAUCAUCACCAUCACCACCACCACCAGGACCAGGGUGAUGCCGAUGGGGAGGCUGAGGGGGAGGGCAAUGAGGAGGAGAGGCCUCUGAGGACAGAGACCUCCAGGAGAGCCCAGCACAUCCACCACCGUUCGUCUUCCACCAGGACUGAGCACCACAACCAUCACCACCACCACAGCGGUCGGGGGCGGGGCCUCUCUCGGCAGGAAACUUUGGACUCUGAGACCCCCGAGAGCAGAGAGAGCCGAGAGAGCAAGGACUCGGCUUAUAUCGAGCCACGCACUCAACUCCUCCACCGGGAGGAGGAGGAUGAAGAGGAGGAGGAGGAAGAUGAGGAGGAGGAGGAGGAGGAUCUAGGGGAGGGGCACCCCCAGCAGCAACAGCGAUAUGAGCCACUGCCCCACCGGGACCACAACCACCACCACCAUCACCAUCACCGGGGGGGGGCGGAGGAAGCCGGCCACAGCACUGGACAACACCGCUCAAAGGAGCGCGAGCAGGACCAUAACGAACGGAACAAGCAGCGCUCGCACCAUCACCGGCCGGCACGGGACCACCACCACCACCAAUACUACGAUCGGGACAGAGACAGGGACCGAGAGGUGGAGGUGGCUCCCAAAAAGAGGGGAGACGCAGGGGAGUGGUCCAGAGACUCCUACAUCCACCAGUGACAGACCAAAUCCCUCCCGAAGCUCAUCUGGACUCUUAACCAUUCUGUUCUCCCAUCGUGCUGCUAUACCCUGAAACCACAGCAUCCUAUUUAUGUACACUUCCUUUUUAAAUGCUGUUGCAUCUUUUUCAAUGGCAGGAUUUUAAUUACAUAGAUAUAAAUAUAUAAAUAUAUGUAUGUGUGUAUCUAUGCAUAGACGUUGUUUAUGUGUGGAUAUGCAUGAAUAUUCUCAAAUAUGCAUAUUUUAAACCUGUGUUUGAUAAAGCAUGACACAAAAGCAGAAUUGUUUUCUGUACGGAGCUGUGCUUUCUGUGAUUAGCAUUUUUUUUUUUUUUGCUUGCUAUCACUUGAAUAAUUUGUUCCUUCAGACUACUGCUAGGGUUGACUCCAACAGUUGACUAACCAAGUUAGACUGUAUUUGCAGAUGGAAUUUGUUUUAAAGAAUAGUUUGUCAAUUUUGGAAAUAGGCUUAUUCUCUGUCUUGCUGAGAGUGGCCAGUUUGUUUGGUACAACUAAAACUAAUGCAGUCUAAAAUAUAAUACCUCCAUAAAGGUAUUCAACAGUUUUUGUUGAAACUGAACUUUAUCAUAACUUUGGAGACUGCAGUGUGUGGUGCUUUUGGUUUGUAUUGUAUUGUUAUAUUGGCAGUUUCUAUUAUUUUGUCCACCCCAUUUAUAUCAAUGAGGGUAGUCUAAAGAGCAGGACUGUUGGAUUAGACUUGAUUUGUUUUAGCACCUAAUUAACUGCCAACUGGGUCUAAAGGGAACGAUCAAUUACACUCAUAUUAGUAAGGUAAAUAUGGUGUUACAGCUAGCAGCCUGUUAGCUUAGCUACAUACGGGAAGACAGCCAGUCAUUCCCUGUUUGAAGGUUGCAAAUAAUAUGUAAAGCUCACUAACUAACCUUUUAUAUGUAAAAUGUUGUUUUGUAUAAAUAACCAAAUUAAAAAAAGUUGCGAUUUAUCUUCAGCUGACUCACGGUAAGCUAACAGGCUGCUAUUGCUAGCUGCAGGCUAAUAUGUAACCGACAGAUAAAAAGUGGAAUUGAUUUUGUAAUUUAAGUAUCAGCAAGGAAGCUAGUAAGCAUGUUCCCUAAAGUGUCAGACUACUCCCUUAAUUUUAUGUUAAUCAUUUAUAGCUUAGUUCCUUUUUUUAAUUCUGCAUCAAUGGUUCAAGAUAUUGGGUUCGGACAUCUUUAAGCCUCCCUGGAGGUGCACCUUAGUCUUGCCUUACAAGACAAACAAAUUCUACAACUUCCUCUCGUAGAUGCAGUACUGUUCUCUUUGUAUGGGUCCAGAAACAUUUUAUACCAUUGAUACACCCUUCUGCACUUUUACUGAUUCACGUUAGUUUCAAGUGAAAUUUGAUAUGACAUUGCAACUUUUCUGUAGGUCUACAACCAAAACUCCACUUAGAUUCAUGUUUUAUUAAGUCUAACCCCUUUUUCUAUUGAAUGUUGUUAAAUUCCCACCUCAGAGUAUAAAUGAAUGUUGAUUUUAAGAUAUCUUCUUCAGUACGUUCCUCACUAAAAAUGUUUAAAGAUGCACUCAAACAAUUCUCAAAUGUUUUCCAGACAAAAAUAUUUGUAUCAUUCCCCUUACUAACACAACCUAUGUUAAGGGUCAAUUAUGUUGGCUCAACGUUUAACUUUUCCUGUAAAAUUCCAUAACACAGGAAUUCUGAAUUGAGCUGGCUCUAUGCCCCUCUGUUUACAAACCCACCCUAUCCAUUCACUUUUUUGAUUUUGCCUGACAAUUGUAAUUAUAAAAACGACUCCAUUUCUAUGCUACAUUGGUAGCACUACAGAUUUUCUUACAGUGUAGGCCUACAUGUGAAUGUACAUAAUGCAUAAAUAUGAAGAAUAAAGUUGGCAACAAAGGACUGAUGAAGGAGGAGAAAAA
This is a messenger RNA of Trematomus bernacchii (emerald rockcod), 4465 nucleotides long. It is a transcript of the gene cacnb2a, whose product is annotated as calcium channel, voltage-dependent, beta 2a. Gene Ontology annotation, molecular function: high voltage-gated calcium channel activity; protein binding. The record is from RefSeq and is a predicted model, not a curated record. Gene Ontology annotation, biological process: calcium ion transmembrane transport; chemical synaptic transmission; regulation of voltage-gated calcium channel activity. Gene Ontology annotation, cellular component: voltage-gated calcium channel complex. NCBI's taxonomy places the organism in Eukaryota, Metazoa, Chordata, Actinopteri, Perciformes, Nototheniidae.